Messenger RNA from Cylicocyclus nassatus, 1038 nucleotides. NCBI's taxonomy places the organism in Eukaryota, Metazoa, Nematoda, Chromadorea, Rhabditida, Strongylidae. The record is from the annotation of a GenBank genome assembly.
UCUUGCUGGGAGAUUGUUGUCAUGCUGUUUAGCGCUAUAUUCUUACAAUACGCGACUGCUCUUGCUUUUGGCCCCAAAACGCAUGUCGAUGAAGUAAGGGGGCAUGAACUUCGUGACUUCCAAUUAACACGACCAUUCAGCGGUGCACUAUCUUGGAAUCUGUGUGGAGAUGCCUUUAUUACGAGAAACAAGAUUCGGCUGACGAGGGAGGCUCAAUCGUUAAAUGGAUCAGUAUGGAGCAAACAUGUAGUCAAAGCCAGAGAUUGGGAAAUACAGGUAGACCUUCGUGUAUACUCUUUGUCUUCUCCUCCAGCAGAUGGCAUAGCUAUUUGGUACCUAGAUGAACCACAAUGUGGGUCGGCAUGGGGCGGCCCGACAAAGUCAUCAGGGAUAGCAGUAGUUCUCGACACCUAUAAGAACACGAUGACAUCGGAUUCAACGCUCCAAAGCACACGUUUAUUUGCUGUCCUCAACAGUCGACCUUUCGACACCACACUUGAUCCAUCUACUGAUGGUUCAAGUUUGAGGUUCAAUUUCGAGUGCGACUUAAAAAACGAUGUUGUUUCCCGCCAAAUUCCAAUGGCUUACGACCACACGCCCAACAUCAAGAUAUUAGUACGAUAUAUACAUGACGAGCUCGGCGUGUAUUACACUUUGCCUCUUCGCGACCAAGUACACUGGCAAUAUUGUUUCAACGUCAGCGGCGUCUUUCUUCCAAUUGACUACCACAUUGGAGUUUCGGCUGCUACUGGAGAACUGACGAGCACUCAUGAGCUGCUGUCGCUAAGAGUAUAUCAGCUAGAAUCCACGCAUCUCAUGCGCGAACCUGUCGAGGCACCGGUGUACACUGAGCUGUCGUCAGUGAUUUACGUCGACAAGAAAAACACCUUUUGGGAUGAUUUUCUGGAAUACGUCGAAAUAACUAUCGUUGUCAUCUUGGCGACAAAUAAAGAUGGGCCUGCUGGUGAGGCACGAGGAACCGCUCUUGCUUUGUCAAUGUUUUUACAACGAUUUGAUCAACUGAGAUUAGAAACUUGA